UGUUCUUUCCAGUUGCUGUGGGUUACCGGAUCCGUCACUGCAAAACACAAGCUGCAGUCUCGCGUGUGAAUCGAUUCUUCACGCAUUCAUCUGUGGGACAUUGAGAAUGUCUUUUGGAGAAAUGUUAAAUACCACCCUAGCUUACACUAAAAGCCCGAAAGUCACUAAAAGAACUACAUUUCAGGAUGAAUUGCGGGCAGCUGUCAAUGCUCGAGCAGAAAAGAUGAUAAAUGAUGAUGAUAAUUAUUCUGAAGAUUUUGAUGAUGAAGAUAUUGACCCUGAUGAUGAUGAAUUCCUGAAGCAGUUUUUUAAAUCUGAGAAAAAUAAAGCUGGAAAAGUCAAGACCAGAAAAAAGAAACCUCCAGUAAAUGAUUUUAAGUUCUCUGAUGAUGAAGUUGAUGAAAAUGAGAGACCAAAAAAGGUAUCUUUUUUAAAGAAGAGAGAAACGUCUCCAAAAAGGAGUUCUGAUGUUGCACAGUCAAAUGACACGGUGGACAAAUACAGAGAUUUGAAGCACGAGAAAGACACCCUUUCAAAAUAUGCAGCCAGUCGAAAGGAAUGGUCUCCUUCCUUAAAAUCUGAAAAGGAGUUGGCACGUUCACAUUCAGAUAGUAAUGAUCCCUGGCAUAAAAGAGACUCUACAGAUGAUGAACAUCGAACUACCCCACGACCAAGAGAGCGUAAGCUGAGAAGCACCCAUUCUACAGGCAGUUUAACAGAUGGUGACACUCCAAAGCCAAAGCCACGGCAAAGAACUUUGAAAGGAAGUAGCCCUAGCAGAGAAGACAGCUUGGGCUCAAAUGAGGAAACUCUGAGCAGACAGGCAACAUCUUCAGUUUCCAUACCUUUAUCGCCCACCACAAGGAGCACUGCAACGUCUGCAUCGGAAACACAGAGAAAAUUAAAGAGCCCCAGCCCUAAGAGUUCACCACCUAAAAGUCCCACUUCACCCACUAUAUCUUCAAGGUUUAGUAGAUAUCCUUCAUCUUUAGGAGACUCCAGACACUUUGAGUCCACUCUAAGCAAGUCAAACAAUGGAUCUGCCUUUGAAGAUAGUGAUAAUACAGAAGACAGUGAUCCUGAAGAAAAUAAAGAUGCAAAAGAAGUACAACGAAAAUCUCCAACUCUAAUGGAGCUCAUGAUGGGUAAAACCGAAACAAGUGAGAUGUCCAAGGCAUUAUCUAGGCAUGACAAGAUCAUAGGAAUCAGUGGCAGCACAUCACCCCGCAUGGAGGAAAGGAGAAAGAAGAAAUUUGGUUCUACUCAUUUGAAGGGAAUUACAAAAGACAGCUCUGAGGAUGAAGAUGGAGAUGAGCCAGAUAGUGCAUUAGUAUUUAAAAGUCCGGACACUGGUAAUGUUUCUAAAGAAAGAUUAUUAAGCUCCCAAGGGCAAAUUGCAAAGAAUAUGAAAUCUCCCAAGCCGUACAUGACAGAAUCGAGAUACCUUGGGACUUUAAAGGUUUUAGACCAAAAAGCUCAAGAUACCAGUAACCUUGAGGAGGCAGAUACCAUCAGAGCAACAAUCUACCAGGACUGGAUUACAAUGAAAAAGAAAACCCUUCAUGAAGAAAUGAAAAGAAAGAAGUUGGAGGAACAAUUUCAAAAGGAAAACAAAAAGAAGGAAGAGCUAAAUAAAAAACAAGACGCCAAAGCAUCAUAUACUGCCUGGAAGGAGCAAAAAGCAAAAAUUUUGAAAGCAAAAAUGAAAGAAAACAUGGAAAAGAGCAAGGAAAAAGAGAAUAAGGAAGAAGAAAAGGAGGAGCGCAAAAAUAUAGCAAAGAAGGCAGCAUUUGAAAAAUGGAAAGAAGAAAAAGAUGCACACCUAAUGGAAACUUGUAAAAAGGAAAAACAAGCAAAGAGGAAAGAGCAACAGAAGGUGGAAGAAGAAAAAACUGAAAAGGAAAGGCAAUGCAAGGCUGCAUUUAAUAACUGGAAUAAGAGUAAGGAAACAAUGCUUCAGGAUAAGAUCAAAGCAGAGCGUCAACUACAAAAGACAAUGAGAGACACAGUUAAAUAUGAAAAGGAAAUGAAGGAAAAACAGGCUUUGGACAUGUAUGAUCAGUGGCUGGUUAAGAAAGAAACACAAGAGCGAAAACAGCAGAAACAGAAGAAAUUUAGAGAAAUCUUGGAUGAGCCUCCUCCUCCCUGGUGCCCUCCUAGUAAAACUGUACCAUUUGGGAAAUAAUGUACUGUAUGCACUAAUAGGACUGGGUAUUUUUAUUCUGCAUGAAUUUAGCUAAAUAUGAAAGAUUUUAUAUUUUUAUAUUAAUUUAUUUUUAUCUGACAGCACUCAUGAUUUAAUCACUUAUAUUUAUUAAAAUGUGUUCCCUUUUUUUGGGCAGAUUUUAAAAAUGGUAACUGUGAUGAGGACUUUGCAUGUUUAAUCUAAUGUGAAAUGUGUGAUAUUUUUUGAUCAGAUAUUUCAUGCAGAGUUAAUAUUAAAUAUAUUUUCUACGCAGAGUCCAUAAAUAGAUCAGAAUUUUAAAAUUAGGAGUUUUAUUAAUAAUUGAUAAUUGCAGGAAUUAUUUUAAUAUUUCCCUAAUUUCUACAGCACAGGAAUAAAGCACACUUUUUACUGAA
This is a messenger RNA of Erpetoichthys calabaricus (reedfish), 2580 nucleotides long. It is a transcript of the gene map9, whose product is annotated as microtubule-associated protein 9. The transcript has 14 exons. Gene Ontology annotation, molecular function: microtubule binding. The record is from RefSeq and is a predicted model, not a curated record. Bases 107 to 2185 code for a protein of 692 amino acids. Gene Ontology annotation, biological process: mitotic cytokinesis; mitotic spindle assembly; regulation of mitotic cytokinesis. Lineage: Eukaryota; Metazoa; Chordata; Cladistia; Polypteriformes; Polypteridae. Gene Ontology annotation, cellular component: astral microtubule.